Messenger RNA from Salvia splendens (bonfire salvia), 1295 nucleotides. RefSeq names its product ATP-dependent DNA helicase Q-like 3. Gene Ontology annotation, cellular component: chromosome; cytoplasm. The record is from RefSeq and is a predicted model, not a curated record. Gene Ontology annotation, biological process: double-strand break repair via homologous recombination. The transcript is spliced from 11 exons. NCBI's taxonomy places the organism in Eukaryota, Viridiplantae, Streptophyta, Magnoliopsida, Lamiales, Lamiaceae. Gene Ontology annotation, molecular function: nucleic acid binding; ATP binding; four-way junction helicase activity. The coding region runs from base 105 to 1181 and encodes 358 amino acids.
CCUUACUCCUCUCGUCUCCUCCGAAUUUCGAAUACAGUUAGUUCCCUGCACAAGCUAUUCUUCAAUAACCACGACACAACACAACACGCUGCUUUUUCAGGAAAAUGAGUAAAUCAGCAUUGCCCCUGCAAUGUGUGCGUGGGUCGGAGAAGCAGGUGAUCAAGAAGGAAGCUUUGGUUAAGCUUCUGCGGUGGCAUUUUGGUCAUUCUGAUUUCCGAGGGAACCAGUUGGAAGCCAUUCAAGCUGUUCUAUCAGGUAGAGAUUGCUUUUGUCUGAUGCCGACUGGCGGAGGAAAGUCACUUUGUUAUCAGAUCCCUGCCCUUGCAAAGCCAGGGAUUGUGCUUGUUGUUAGUCCAUUGACAGCCCUUAUGGAGAAUCAAGUGAUGGCUCUGAAAGAAAAAGGGAUUGCUGUUGAAUAUCUCUCUUCAACUCAGACUGUCAAAGUCAAGAAUAAGAUCUAUGAAAACCUUGAAUCUGGAAAGCCAUCUUUGCAACUAUUGUAUGUUACACCAGAACUGAUUGCCACAUCAGGAUUUAUGUCAAAGUUGAUGAAGAUUCAUGGCAGAGGAUUGCUAAAUCUUAUAGCAAUUGAUGAGGCACAUUGCGUAUCAACAUGGGGCCAUGAUUUCAGGCCAAGCUACAGAAAGCUUUCUUCUCUGAGGAAUAAUUUGCCUGGCAUACCAGUUCUAGCAUUGACAGCAACAGCUGUUCCCAAGGUUCAGGAGGACGUGAUAAAGUCCUUGUCUUUGCAAAAACCUCUUGUUCUGAAGUCAUCAUUCAAUCGUCCAAAUAUUUAUUAUGAAGUUCGCUAUAAAGAUCUGAUGGAUGAUCCAUAUUCUGAUAUUUGCAAUUAUCUGAAAUCAUGUGGAAAUGUUUGUGCAAUUGUUUAUUGCCUUGAGCGGACAGCUUGUGAUGAUCUGGCAGUCCACCUAUCUGCACAAGGAAUUCCUUGUUCUGCAUAUCACGCAGGAUUGAACAGUAAUGUCCGGAGUUCUGUCUUGGAUGACUGGAUCUCCUCUAGAACACAAGUAGUUGUGGCUACUGUAGCUUUUGGGUAUGCUCUUCUCACUUUCUUUCCACCCUUUUUUACCUUUUAUAUGUGUGUAUUUGGUUUCCUUUCAAAAUUAUUUGUUAUUUACCAUUUUACUGUUAUACACUCUCUCUUUCCCACUAACAAUUAGGGAUGUCAAUGUAACCCGAACCCGCGGGCCGGCCCGAAUAACCCGAUAAAAAUACAGGGUUAGGGUUGUAAUUUCGCAGCCCGAAUUUAAAAUCGGGCCAUUCGGGCUGACCCG